AUGGAAGGUCAUUGUUUUGACCGAUUCGGAGAGGGAGACAGAGAAAACUACCAGAUUGACUACAGGAGGAUCGUUGGAGACACAGAGCCGGCACGGCCCCGGGUCAUGAGCCGGGAAGGGGAGCAGGCACCUCAGGCCUAUGGGGCCUUCAGUCACCCCCCUGCACACAGCCACGGUCACGAGACAGCCGCGCAGAGAUACAGCGCCACGCGGAUCCAGGCCGGAUACGAGCCAGAGAGUAUGGCAGAUUACCUGAUCAGCGGAGGCACUGGCUACGUCCCAGAAGACGGCCUGACAGCACAGCAACUGUUUUCUAUUGGAGAUGGCCUCACGUACAAUGACUUCCUCAUCCUCCCUGGGUUUAUAGACUUUACUUCAGAUGAGGUGGAUCUCACCUCAGCAUUAACAAGGAAGAUCACCUUGAAGACCCCCCUGAUCUCCUCUCCUAUGGACACAGUGACAGAAUCCUCUAUGGCCAUCGCCAUGGCAUUAAUGGGGGGAAUAGGAAUUAUCCAUCACAACUGCACUGCUGAGUUUCAAGCCAAUGAAGUGCGAAGAGUUAAGAAAUUUGAGCAGGGCUUUAUCACAGACCCUGUAGUGAUGAGUCCACACCACACUGUCGGGGACGUAUUUGAGGCCAAGAUCCGACAUGGCUUCUCUGGGAUCCCUAUCACUGAGACCGGGAAGAUGGGUAGCAAGCUGGUCGGUAUCGUUACAUCCAGAGACAUAGACUUUCUGUCUGAGAAAGACCACGACAGACCUCUAGCAGAAGCAAUGACCAAAAGAGAAGAUUUAGUAGUUGCACCAGCUGGAGUGACACUAAAAGAAGCCAAUGACAUUCUGCAGCGUAGCAAAAAAGGAAAGCUGCCCAUCGUGAACGACAGUGAUGAGCUCGUGGCCAUCAUCGCUAGGACGGACUUGAAGAAGAACAGGGACUACCCGCUGGCCUCCAAAGACUCCCGGAAACAGCUGCUCUGCGGAGCGGCCAUCGGGACCAGGGAGGACGACAAGUACCGGCUGGACCUCCUCAUGCAGGCCGGGGUGGACGUGGUCGUGCUGGAUUCUUCACAGGGGAACUCAGUUUAUCAGAUUAAUAUGAUCAACUACAUCAAACAGAAAUACCCUGAGCUGCAGGUGGUGGGGGGAAAUGUGGUGACGGCUGCUCAGGCUAAAAACCUCAUUGACGCUGGAGUGGAUGCGCUCCGAGUGGGAAUGGGUUGUGGCUCCAUCUGCAUCACUCAGGAGGUUAUGGCAUGUGGCCGGCCCCAGGGAACCUCUGUGUACAAGGUGGCAGAAUACGCCCGGCGUUUUGGGGUGCCUGUGAUCGCAGACGGUGGGAUCCAGACGGUGGGACACGUGGUGAAAGCUUUGGCGCUGGGGGCAUCAACAGUCAUGAUGGGAUCCUUGCUCGCGGCGACCACUGAAGCUCCUGGAGAGUAUUUCUUUUCUGACGGCGUACGAUUGAAGAAAUACCGUGGGAUGGGCUCCUUGGACGCCAUGGAGAAAAACAACAGCCAGAAGCGUUAUUUCAGUGAAGGAGACAAGGUCAAAGUGGCUCAAGGUGUGUCCGGCUCAGUGCAAGAUAAAGGGUCCAUCCAUAAGUUUGUCCCCUACCUCAUCGCUGGUAUCCAGCACGGCUGCCAGGACAUAGGAGCCAAGAGUUUGUCAAUAUUACGGUCAAUGAUGUACUCUGGGGAGCUGAAGUUUGAGAAGAGGACCAUGUCGGCACAGAUGGAGGGCGGGGUCCACGGCCUUCACUCAUAUUCUUUUGUGCCAUUUACGAGAAGCGACUAUACUGAAAAAGGAAGGAGAGGAAGCACUGUGGUCGGCCCAAUUGUUCCGACGACGAUCACUGCACGCAAAAAAUGA
Knipowitschia caucasica is the source of this 1869-nucleotide messenger RNA. Lineage: Eukaryota; Metazoa; Chordata; Actinopteri; Gobiiformes; Gobiidae. The record is from the annotation of a GenBank genome assembly.